UACAUCUCAAACAUAGUAGAAAUGAGAGUAGUGAGUUUUAUUCUUAAAUAAAAUAAUAAAAAUCAAGUCCAAAUGUCGUUUUAAACCAAAUAUUGUAGAAUGUCGUGAAACUCAGUUGGAUAGGGUUCACGGAAAUAUCGUUUGAUGGUAGUCGAGGAAUGACAUAUGAUGUCGGAGUACGACCUGCAGUUCCAAGCGGACCUGGAGAAGGCUCAGGCUCUGAGUUUAGAAAGUCUCGCGCUUGAGCAGUUCCGGAGGCAGAAGCUCGCAAACGCAGGAGCAGAUAAUGUGCGGUCGGCGAGCGUCAGUUCUCGGCGUCGAGAGGACAGCGAGGGUCCGCCGCCAGCGCUGCCGCCGCCUCCGCGGAAGCCAGCGCGAGCUCGACCGAGCGUCAACGAUAACUCCAGUAGAUCGACAGGUGCGAGUCCUACCCACGACGACAGCAGUGACCUGAUAUCGUUCUCGAGUCCUACCAGCAAGUCUGCCCCGAAGGAUGCUCACGCCUCACUCAAGGAGUACAUCGAACAGAUCAACAGGUUAGGCCAGCAGACGGAAGAGCUCACACUAACCCCGGAUCAGUCCCCCAUCGCUAUGAACAACCAGCCACCUUCAUACCCCCCGCGGCCGGGAUACCCACCCACCCCGGGCGGACCGGGGUACUCACCACAGUACCCCUACUACACGCCCCCACCGUACACUAUGCCCCCGUACCCCCCGGGGCCUGUCCCUUACAUGCCUACACCUAUGCCUACCCCAAUGCCGAAUUACCCCUACUACGCUCCUAUGCCUCCGGAUCCGAACAACCCGUACCCCCAACAGAUAUAUCCGAACGUUCCGUACACCCAGACGAGAAUGGCGUCGCCGUCCCCGUAUGUUCCGUACCAACCUGCGCCGGCGUAUAACUACAGUACUACCAACAUGAUAGCGCGUCCGCCGCGACCGACGUUAUACCCCAGCCUGAGUCAAGUGCACGUGUACCCGCCGACGUCGGCAGCGGCGAGUCCAAGCGCCAACAAUAACCACACGGCGGUCAAGACUGAACCGUCAAGAGACAGCGUCGAAAGUAACGCGUCGCGGAAGUCGUCUGAAGUCAGUGUUGGGUCGAACGAAUCAAACGACACAGUGGGCAGUUUACCGAAGUCACUAAACCUGAUCGACUUCGGCGGGCGCGGUAAGGCGGCAGGUAGCGUAAGAGUCAGUGUGCUUGAGGCGUUUGAUCCGCUACUAACUGAGACCAACAAUCCUGAAUACGCAGUAGCAAGCGAGUGCUCUAGCAGUGUGUAUGAAGAGUACGACCCUCUAGAAUUCUUAUACGGAGAGACAGAGAUGCGAGAUGCGCCCGUAUACGCCACCAUAAGUAAGAAAGAGAGCACACUACCGUCGCCGCCGCCUAAGUCGAUACCGUCCGUGCCGGCCGUGUCCAAGAGAAAUACUAAUACUACUAAUAAGCUGUACGACUGCAUAGUGAAAACUCGGUCAAGAAAUUACGACAGCGAGCACAGAGCGUUUUUGAAAAUGGUUCUUGACGUUAGAAAAAGGUUCACAUACUCCGAUGAGAAGUCGAACCCGGGCCACGUGAUCGCGGCUCGCUCCGGCGGCAAGUAUCCGCCCAACACCAGCAUCAAGAUACUGGUGCACCACGCGCACACUGACGAGCCUAUUACCUUCACUUCUGAUGUGGAGUCAACUGUAGAACAUGUGAUAUUAACUGUAGUUUGUUCUCUCGAUGAAGACAUAAGAGAGGACAUGUCUGGAUAUAUGCUGAGGGUAUGGGGUGCUAAGGAAUACCUAACCCCGGGGAGUUCCCUAAGCGAAUACGAUUACAUUCGCGAAUGUGUGCGACUAGAGAAAGACGUGCGUCUAUGUCUGCACGAAGGAAGAGACACUUCUCUGGCGAGAUCUGAACGCGACGACGUUAGAGACUCGCACCUAACCCUCGACGAUCUGAUGCCCAACCAUAAUUACGCCACGCCGAUGCUGUCCUUUGAUAACCUCUCUAUCUUGCUUGAGACCCUAGAAGGCGAGUUGUCGCGCGCAAUAGGCGUGACGGGCGCGGAGGGUUCGUGCUCGCCUAAGGCGGUGUUCCAGGCGGUCAAGGCCAUCUGCGCCCUCGCCGGCGGGGUCGAGACGUUGCAUCUCACGCAUGCGCUCAACGCCUUCGCCCAGAGUUGCACUUCACAGGGCAACAGCAACGUGGUGACGCCGGAGAUCCACGCAGACAAUGGCCCGUACUGCAACGUGUCGAUCCGAUCAGCGACGGCGCGAGAAGCCGUCGCCAUGCAGUGUGGCCGAGUGAGGGACGCGGUCCGGUCCCUCGUGGCUCUAUACAGCAGAACCAGGCUCUUGGACUUCCAGUUGGCUGAGACGCAUUACCUCACGCCCAGCAAUGUUGACAAAGCGGUCCCAGCGCACACGUGCGUGGAGGCGACGCUGUUCUGCAUUGAGGCGGUACACUGUCUACCCCUCUGUUGGAGUCACGACGAAUACAUGUUCCACGGGCAGGUGUACCAUGGCACUCGUCCUCUGAAGACCUUACACCUCACGCAGUCUUCUAAGAUCGAGUGCGCUGGAUUCUACCCGAGAAUUAUAUUCGAUACUUGGUUAAGCCUAGAAGACCUACCAAUCAACAUCCUCCCGCGCGAGUCUCGACUAGUCCUCACCCUGUACGGUCGUACACAAAGGAGCGUCGACAAUCAGAACCAGAACGACAACAGCCAACAGAACAACGAGGGAGAUGAGGAGAACGGAGAUGUGCAGUUCGAACAGGUUGAACUUGGGUGGGCGGCUAUACAGAUGUUUGAUUAUGAUGGAAUGUUGGCAUCAGGCCACUAUAUACUGCCGCUGUGGCCGCCAUGCUGCGACCGCCGCAUAGGCCCUGCGCCGCAUCCCAUGAACUCACCGCCUGGCCCGCAUCCGGUCGUCAAUAUUGAAAUUCCUUUAUACGAGCACACUGGAGUGAAAUGGUCGUGUGAAGAGAGCAAGGAGAUAUCCUCCGAAGAUUUGCCCGCGUUCGAUUCCCUGGACGGGCACACUCAGUCGCAGCUGCUGCAUCUGAUCGAGCAGGGUGCUUACCAGAGGAUGCCCACGGAAUGUCGAGAGGUGAUGUGGGAGAAGCGUCAGUACCUGGUCCAGCUACCGGGCGCUCUGCCCCUGGUACUCCUGGCUGCUACCAACUGGUACGGCGAACAACGCGCGCAGCUGAUCGCAUUGCUCAAGCUCUGGGAGAAACCUUCACCACUCAACGCCAUGCACCUUCUGUUGCCUUGUUUCCCUGACGCGGCUGUUCGCGAGAUCGCAGCGAAAUUGAUAAACCAGAUGUCGGACGACGACCUGUGCCGAGUUCUACCUCAGCUGGCACAGGCGUUGCGGCAUGAGACCUUCGAGGCUGGGCCUCUAGCAGAAAUGCUACUAUCGCGUGCGCUCUCUGCGCCGGCCGUAGCCCAUCGCCUGUUUUGGUUACUAGUUCAUUCGCUACCCAAUGUGCCUCAGGCGCCAAACCAAGAGUUUCUGGGCAUAUCUCUUGAAGAGGGAGCGAGCGAAGCGAACGUGGUGGAGGCGAGUGGCACGUGGCGGUACCGACUGCUGCUGCGCGCCCUGCUGGCGCUGGCGGGAGAGAACCUCACCAACACCCUCAUGAGACAACAACUGCUAGUCAAGACGCUGUCAGAUGUGGCGAUGUCAGUGAAGAACGCUAAGGAGACGCAGCGGCAGCGAGCGCUGCUGGUGGGCGGCGAGCGGCUGGCCGCCAUGUUGCGGCAGGCGCCCGCCGCGCUGCCGCUGGCGCUGCACCGAUACGUGCACGACGUUGACGUCAAAACUUGCUCGUACUUCUCAUCAAACACGCUCCCUCUAAAGAUCAACUUUAUCGGAAGCGACAACGCUAUCGUUCCGGCCAUGUUCAAGGUUGGCGACGAUCUUCGGCAAGACUCGCUAGUGUUGCAAGUGAUCAAAGUGAUGGACAGCUUGUGGUUGAAGGCGGGGCUGGAUCUCCGCAUAGUUACGUUCCAGGCUCUACCUACAAGUGAUAAGAGAGGCAUGAUAGAAAUAGUAUCGGAAGCGGAAACCCUCCGAGCUAUACAGACGGAAUGGGGUCUAACCGGGUCAUUCAAGGACAAACCUAUCGCCGAGUGGCUCGCGAAACACAAUCCUUCAGAAUUAGAGUACCAACGUGCUCGAGACAACUUUACCGCGUCAUGUGCGGGGUACAGCGUAGCUACGUACCUACUGGGCAUCUGCGACCGCCACAACGACAACAUUAUGCUGAAGACCUCCGGACACCUCUUCCAUAUAGACUUCGGCAAGUUCCUCGGCGACGCACAGAUGUUUGGCAAUUUCAAGAGGGACCGCGCCCCGUUCGUGUUGACUCACGACAUGGUGUACGUGAUCAACGGCGGCGAGCGGCCGACGCAGCGCUUCCAGCACUUCGUGGAGCUGUGCUGCAUGGCCUUCAACAUCGUGCGCGCGCACCACCAGCACAUACUCGACUUGUUCGCUCUGAUGGCGAUGUCGGGCGUGGGCGGCGUGACGUCGGCGGCGGUGAGCUACGUGCGCGCGGCGCUGCUGCCGGCCGCCACCAACGCCGAGGCUGCCGCCGCCUUCGCCAGGCUCAUACACUCCUCGCUCAAGAGCAAGUUUACGCCGAUAAAUUUCUUCCUCCACAACCUGGCGCAGCUGCGGGCGAGCGGCGACCAGAGCAGCAACACAUCCGAACUGCUCUCCUUCAUGCCACGGACAUACACUAUGGCACAAGAAGGGCGUCUAGUCAGCGUGGAGUGUCUCAGCUACGAGAAACGCUACGACCCCGAAAAGCACUACGUGUACGCGCUGCGCAUCUACCGCCAAGGACAGGCCACGCCCUUCGUGCUGUACCGCUCCUACAAACACUUCACUGAGCUGUACCAGAAGAUCUGCCUGCACUUCCCUCUCGCUAAGGUUCACAGCCUGCCGUCGGGGCUGCAUGUGGGCCGCUCGAACACGCGUCAAGUGGCAGAGCGACGUUUUGGCGACGUGCAGGCGUUCCUCACGUCGCUGUUCAGCCUCGCAGACGAGAUCGCGCACUCGGACCUCGUGUACACGUUCUUCCAUCCGCUGUUGCGUGACCAGCAGGACGUCGAGCCUCAGAGGAUGAAGAAUAGAGAGACAACAGAGGUGGAGAACAGCGGGUCGGGCUCGCUGAAGCUGUCGGUGCAGUACGCGGGCGGCGUGCUGUCCGUACUCAUACUACACGCGCAGUCGCUGGCGCUCACGCCGCAGGGACUACCGCCCAACCCAUACGUCAAGGUGUACCUUGUACCGGACCCAACCAAAGAAACGAAACGCAAGACACGCGUACUGAAGCGCAACUCUCACCCGUCGUUCAUGGAGAUGCUUGAGUAUAGGUUGCCGAUAGAAGUGAUUACAAACAGGAGUCUUCAGGCCACAGUGUGGCAUUACGACUCUUUGCAGGAGAACCAGUUCCUCGGAGGUGUGGUCAUACCGCUGAAUUCUCUGCCGCUGAGGCAAGAGACUGUGGCAUGGUACCCGCUAGAGUACAUACCCCGGUAGCUAAUACUCGCCCGCUCCGCUAUAUGGAGCACUGACGUCAUGUGAUCCUAGCUCAAUUUGGAUUCAAAACGAACUGUGUCAAACGAACAUUUUCAUAUAGACGAAGCAUUUCUAAAUUAAUAAGAUACGGUUUGAAAUUGUAUAGUAUCUUUUGUACGGUUUCAAUGUUGCAAUACGAGAAUGUCAGCUGAAUUUGGCCAUAUUAGUAAGAUUGUCUAACCAAAAUUGACGCGCUCAUUUUCAUGUAAUAACUUUUUGGUGCAAUACUGAGCCGACUAUUUUUUUUAUACAAGCUUUUCAUUUUGAAAUAAUCAAUAAUUUUGUUGCAGCUUCUUGUAAAAAAAUCAAAAAAUCUGUCAUUGAAUUAAACGCAAAUCGUUCAAAUCGUAUUGCGUUAAACACUGUACAUAGAACAAACGACGUGGAAGCAUGUCUAAAAUGUACCCCUUACUUAUUGCUACGACUUAGGUAGAAUAUUGUGUUUCGCAAGUUUGCAACUUUGCAAUACGGUGCCAAAAAGCCAAUGUUUAGCUUUUGUUAGACUAAUAAUAUCAAACGAAAAAAGCGAAUAAAGGCAGAAUGCUCACUAGAAGCCGAUAUAAUGUCAAAUGAAAAAAACCCAACAAAAUAUUAAAAUGAAUUGUGAUCAAUAAUCUUACAAAAAAAAAAAACUGUUUCUUAAUUUUAUUUUGUCCCACUUUUUUUUAAUAAUAAUAUUUUUACAGUCUCAUGUCUCAGUACUGCCAUCUAGUGAGUAAAUGUUAGCCUAGAUUUUGAGAUGAACUUCAUAUCAAUUUUUACUAUCAAAGGGAUGUGUAGUUGAAUAAUAUCGGAUGAAUCACAUUCCAAAAUGAAAUAUUAUAUUUUUGUAUUACUUUUUUGAACUUACGUACUGUGGUGCUUCUUAGGUCUGUGUAGUAAAAAAGUUUUCAUACAUUUUAUAAAUUUUACUAUGCAGUUGCACAUAUUUUUGAACUAGUUGAUUACCGUAUUUAUGAUCACACGAGACUUCAUCAGACUUUUUACUAAUUAUAAAGAUUAAUAAUGUAAAAAUUGCCUCAUUCAUUACUUUACACUUUUUACAUAUUAGCAUCUUAUUUAAAUAGAGAGCUGUAAUAUUUGAAACAUGGCUGGUUAGUAAUUUUGUGUUAAAAAAAUCUCACUACUGGAUUUUACAUCUGGAGUUAGUUUUUUGUCAAAAAAAAAGCUAAACAUCUGAAAUAAUGGAGUCAACUAAUAUUUCAUAAAAGUCCGUGUAAUAGAGUAAUCCACUUAAGAUCUGAAUGAACUAUAUAUUACAUCAUUUUCUCUGAGUACAUAACAUCAAAUGGAUAUUUUAAUUUAGGUGUGCUUAGUCUUAGCGCUAUCGUAUUAUCUGUGUUAUAUCAAUAAAAUAAAUUAGUGAUUAUGUUAUGCUUAUGAAAUUAGACAAAUUUAGAUUUAUUAUUUAUUGGUGUAUCAAUAAAGAACUUAAUCCAAUAAUUUUAUCGUUUCGAAUAUAGUUUUUGCUGAAAUCAUAGUCUAGUUUUUGCUUAUGUGUUACGAAAUUUGGUUUGCGUUUUAAUAACUAUAGUUUAGUCUGAGAUAUCUACAAAUGGCUUCCAAUUUAGCUCAAAAUAUCAGGGGUUCCCCCAGUCCCAGAGCUUGUAAUCGACUGACGUUUAUAAAAAUAUCCUGUACAUACAUGUUAGAUAGUUUUUAUACGGAAAUAAAGUAGCGUUUCGAAACAUUUCGGCCUGACAGAAACAUAAUAAGUAGUUGUUGUUUAUUGCAUAUUGUAAUGAAAUUAUGAAUAAAAUCGCUAUAGUAAUG
This is a messenger RNA of Pectinophora gossypiella (pink bollworm), 7356 nucleotides long. It is a transcript of the gene Pi3K68D, whose product is annotated as phosphatidylinositol 4-phosphate 3-kinase C2 domain-containing subunit alpha. The record is from RefSeq and is a predicted model, not a curated record. The transcript has 33 exons. Gene Ontology annotation, molecular function: phosphatidylinositol binding; 1-phosphatidylinositol-3-kinase activity; 1-phosphatidylinositol-4-phosphate 3-kinase activity. Gene Ontology annotation, biological process: phosphatidylinositol 3-kinase/protein kinase B signal transduction; phosphatidylinositol-3-phosphate biosynthetic process; cell migration. NCBI's taxonomy places the organism in Eukaryota, Metazoa, Arthropoda, Insecta, Lepidoptera, Gelechiidae. Gene Ontology annotation, cellular component: cytoplasm; plasma membrane; phosphatidylinositol 3-kinase complex. The coding region runs from base 166 to 5544 and encodes 1792 amino acids.